AUGUGGAAAAUGCAGAUACAUGUACUUAUUAUGAUUAUGAAUUCAUAUCCGAUUUUAGCGAAGGCAAAAUUUUGUGGAAUACCACCGAUGUGCUGUGCAGGUUACAAGUGGAAAAGCGAGACUAAAAGCUGCUUUGCUUGUGAACCUGGAUAUUAUGGGAUCAACUGUAAUAACAAAUGUAUAUUUCCAAGCUACGGAAUUCGAUGCCAAUUAGAAUGUCGAUGUAAAAAGUCAAUCUGCCACCACAGUACUGGAUGUGGACUAUUUGGAGUUUCAACAGCAUCAUUAACGAGAAUACUAGAAUCAUCAACUACUUCAGGAACAAAAGAAAUGAAAAAAGAACAGAAGGCAAAUAAAAAAGUCUCCUCACCAUCUACAGAAGAUGUAUCUCACUCAUUGACUACAGAAGAAAUGCAUCAAGACCAGCCACUUUUAUCAAACCAAACCACAACAAGCUCAGCAAAAACAAGACUGGAAACAGAACAGACGACAAAUGCAGAAGAAAUGCACUUUUCAAGUCAAGAGAACACACCAUGGGAAAAGAACAGGGUUUUAGUUCUUUGGAUCAUAGGACUCUCCUGUAUUACUGUUGUUAUGGCUUGUCUCCAUAUUGGAUGGUGUGUUGUUGAUGUUUUAUUUAUGUAUUGACAUAGGCCUACUGUAAAUUUUGAUGGAUAACUACGAAGCAUUGUUUACGUGUAAAUCACUUUCCACAUUCGAUUGCAUUUUGUUUCAGAGCAAGUACAAAUAAAUGAUUCCCCCCUUUAAGCGCUGAAAAUAGCAGCUGUCGUAGCACAUUUUGUUCAUCCUUGUUCGAUUGUUUAAAUAAUAUAACAUUAAUUUCCUGUUGUUUUUUUCUGCAAGUUUAUAAAAGUGAAGGUCAAUUCCGUCAUUUAUGUUUUUAUAUUUGCAUUUCCAUUGUUCUUUCCGACUGUAAGCCCAUACGGAGGAGCUGCAAUUAUUUCUCUAUAAUCGCAAUUGCUCUGUCAGUAUACUAUGACGUCAUAAGGUGUAACGUUAUAAUAUACUUUUCCAUGACGUUAUAGAUUUAAACCACUAUACGAUACAUCAUGUGUUUUUCUCUAACCCCAUUAAAAUUGACGUAUUUACAUGUAACAUUAAAACAUGUUUUUGAUAACAUUUUAAAGGAAUUACUGUUAUAACAUAUCAUUGAUUCUGUUAACAAAUCUAUGUGAAUUAAAAAGAUACAUUACAGUCUGAAUGUUUACUUUUGAUGUAAUAGCUAAAUGUCAAGUCUAGGCUAAUACAGGGUAUUUGCGAGUGGUAAAAGGCAAAUAUAA
Molecule: messenger RNA, 1301 nt
Organism: Magallana angulata
Lineage: Eukaryota; Metazoa; Mollusca; Bivalvia; Ostreida; Ostreidae
Exons: 6
Coding region: 1-648 (215 amino acids)
Source: RefSeq, a predicted model, not a curated record